Messenger RNA from Solanum lycopersicum (tomato), 824 nucleotides. RefSeq lists its product as uncharacterized. NCBI's taxonomy places the organism in Eukaryota, Viridiplantae, Streptophyta, Magnoliopsida, Solanales, Solanaceae. The record is from RefSeq and is a predicted model, not a curated record.
CCAUAUAUAUAUACACACAUCUAUUGAUACAAAUUAAGGAUUUCAUAUAUAUAUAUUAAAGAUGAUCCAAGAAAAUAUUGUGAUAUUAUUAUCCUUAUUAUUAAUUGUGCCAAUAAGUUGGGCAAUUAAUAAUCCAUUAAUAGAACUUUCAAGUAGAGAAGAAUUGGCUAAGAUAGCUGGUUAUGGUGAAGAAAAACUCUCUACUGUUUUCCUACAUGGUACUCUUCUUUGUGGUCACACACCACAUCCAGUUCCAGGUGCAUCUGUGGCGGUGUAUUGUGGAACUAGUGGGCCGGGUCGGGUAAGGAAAUCAUCAUGGGCCAAAAAUGUAACAAAUGAAAGUGGAGAUUUUAUAAUAGAUGUCCCUUCUCAUCUCCAUGCUAAUAUUCAUGAUCCAAAUCUAUGUCACAUUCAAAUUCUUCACCUCCCAAAGGACUACUCACUUUGUCAUCAUCAUUCUACAAAAAGGAAAACAUUCACACUGACAUCGUCCAAUAUUGGCGUUCGCGUUUACACAACUCCAACAAUUUACCUGACCCCUAAAGCUAGCUCCCGAGUAUAAUCCACGAUAAGAGAAGAAGAGAAGAGAUGGCACAAUUUCUUGAGAUGGCGCUUUAGUCACACACAUUGAGUUGUGCACUCGUGAUGUUAAAUUUUUAUGUACAAUUUUGUGUAGCUUCUAAUCAAGUGUGUUGUACGUAAAAAGAGUGAUAUUAUGUUUAUGUUACGUGAGAAAAUCCAUUUUCAUUAUUACAUUAACAUGUAUUAAAAAAAAAGUGAUUAGUAAACGUUAUUUUACGAUAAAACUAAAGUAAUUUUUGCUU